This is a messenger RNA of Megachile rotundata (alfalfa leafcutting bee), 2113 nucleotides long. RefSeq lists its product as uncharacterized. NCBI's taxonomy places the organism in Eukaryota, Metazoa, Arthropoda, Insecta, Hymenoptera, Megachilidae. The record is from RefSeq and is a predicted model, not a curated record.
AAUGUUUAUACUAUGCCUUUUUUGAAGCCUAUAAAAGAAUCAUACACAAAACGUAAAAUAGAAAAUACGAAAAGAAACGGUUUACGGCAUGCCAUUUUUAGCCCUAAAACUAAACUACUUUUCAAAGGUUAUUACAGGGGCGAAUGGAAAGAUGAUAAAAAAGAAGGCAGGGGUAAAGAGUUAUACAGAGAUGGAUGGAUGUAUGAUGGUGAAUGGCUGAAUAAUAAAAAACAUGGUUGUGGUAUUUUGAGCAAAAUUUCGAUGGAAGAUCGCACCAUUCGUCAUUAUUAUAUUGGCCACUGGAUUAAUGGUAAAAAACAUGGUUUUGGGCAUAAAUGGUUCGAAGAUGGUAGUUACUACGAAGGCGAUUUCUGGAAAAAUAGACGUCAAGGUCAUGGUCGAAUGUGGUAUUGCAACGGAGAUUACUACGAGGGUGAUUGGAAGAACAAUCUUUAUCAUGGCAUAGGAAUGAUCAUCACAGCUAAUGGUAAUCGAUACAAAGGUCAAUUUGUCGAAGGUAGAAAAGAAGGUCAUGGAAUCUUUUAUCAUAUAAUUACUGGCCAAGAGCAACAUGGUUUCUGGGAAAACGAUUCUUGCGUAAAUGCGACGAUGUUAGAUGCGUGUUGGCGACAGUCUGCUAUUCGUCCCACACCAUAUCCUAUUCCACCGAUCGAAUUAAUAGAACGUGUGGACAGUGAUCAAGUUACGCUUGAAACUGCUGACGCUGACCAAGACGUACCACCCAUUUCCAUUGAACCCGUUUGCAAAAGAAUGCCGAAGCCUAUAAUGACUGUGUGCGUGUCCAACAACACGUGUCCCUGUUUAAAUUUUGUCUCGUAAUUGAAAAUUUUGCAAUAAAACCUUCAAAUUUAAAAAUUCGAGAAACAUUCAAAUCAGCACUAAAGUAUUCGUUUGUACAUUUAAUAAAUAUUAUUGAGAAGUAUUUUAACGAUGGAAUAUAAUAAUGCGGGGGGCAGUAUAAUAUGAAUCUCGUUAUUGUAUAUUUUAUUUCGGCAAAAGCGCCUUAAUUUUGUAUAUAUUUAUACCUAUUAAAGCAUGUAUGUACGUUCGCGUUUAAUAGAAAUUAUGUACAAUUUUCAUUUAUUCAAUACCGGCAGUAACUCGACGACCAAGUAUGAACGCAAGAGAAGGCAAUAUAAUUUAUAGUAUAAAAAACUGACAAAUUACUUGAGCAUAGGACAUGUUACGCGAGAUAAAUGAAGAGACAAACAAAUAAAAUUGGAAGAUUCGCGAAUAACGGUGCAUAAAACAAGGCACGUUUUCAAAUCAGUUAAUAAGUACAUUCUGCGCGGUCUAGUCACGCUUAUUCGAGACAAAUAUAAACAUCUAUCCAUAGCUGUCGCUGUUUGAGCUAUAGUUAAUUACAUCAAACAAUACGGAUGUGCUGUAACCCGAGAUUACAGGCUCAGGUGGAUAUUUGGAAAAAUUCGGACAGGAUUUUAUGAGAAUCCGAAAAUAUUUUUUUCGCAUACGAGACCCUGAGAUUCGAGUGUUUGAAAUUAAUCAUAUUAAUUUACUAAAUCUUAACGAUUUAUUGGUUCUAAAACACCAUGAAUUUUCGAGACUUGAAUGUUGGGAAUUCGUAUGCAGAAAAAAAUGUUCAAGUUCUCGUCCAUUAUCAUUCGAAUUUUAACAGACCUGACCCGCAUUCGUAAUCUCAGGUACCUGCAUAUCCUUAUCAACCAGUAAAUCCUAUUGUGUAUCGUUAUGUUUUACAUGUUAAGUCGCUACGCGAGAAAGGGAAUGUUUCACGUUACUACGCAGACUUUUCGUUGAAUAUUACUUGUCGGUAACCACAGAAUUUACUGCAAUAUAUCUAAACACGAGAAGUAACGGACUGCGUCGUUUUAUGGAAGGUACAGAUGUUUCGUUUCAUCGAUAUAUACACGCAAACUGAAGUAUUGCAAGGAACAAAAUAAACGAAAUCUUUUCUCCCACAUUAAAUGAUCAUGAUUCAAAUCUGCACACGAAAGAUUCACUUCUGGUUCUAAUAAUCGUAUCUCCUUGACCUUUUCUUUCGGCUGCUUGAACGUUUAUAACAACAAUCAAUUGUGCAGUCGAGUCACCCCAGAUUCACCACUCUCUUCCGAAA